Galdieria sulphuraria is the source of this 511-nucleotide messenger RNA. RefSeq lists its product as uncharacterized. The transcript has 3 exons. The record is from RefSeq and is a predicted model, not a curated record. The coding region runs from base 33 to 449 and encodes 138 amino acids. Lineage: Eukaryota; Rhodophyta; Bangiophyceae; Galdieriales; Galdieriaceae.
AUUGAGAUUAUUCUUAUGAUUGAGUGCUUGAGAUGGACACUGAAAGAGCAUUGUUUACAUUGUCAUGUACUCUCUUAGUAGCUUGUGGUUCUUCUACAGUAGUUAUGAUAUUAGAUAGAUUGCUCUACCAAGAGAACGACAGUGUCUUACCAUCUAGAGAAGGAAACAAGACGAGCUUUGUGGAGAGUAAACAAGGUUGUAACCUUCGAGAAACAGUAUUUGAAAGGGGAGUAGAUGGUCCAAAUUCCCUCGAUACUUUAAAGGAAGACUUCCAAAGGAGGAUGAAGAGGAAGGAACAAGAGGAAACUGAACAACUGGAGAAACAAGUGGAGUCCAGCGUAUCGAGUGCAUUACCCAGAGUCUUUCGUUUAGUAGGUCAGCAUUUAGUAACUCCUGUCGUGAUAAAACGCCUAGAUCAACUCAGAGAACUUUAUUUUCAUCAAUUCUGACUCAUAAUACACAACUGAAUUAUCUAUGAAAGUUCACAGUUAGUAUUACCUUUGGCUUCUCU